AUGGCAGCCCCGAGCCUUGCUAGUACAUCAGAACGUUGUCAUGAAAUUGCACAGUCAUACUUGCAAAUAGAAGAACCAUUGAGUCAAAUCAUCAGAGAGACACAGAAUGCUAUAAAGCUAACACAGAAACUAUUGCUUAAUGAAAUUUUCCCACGAUGGUCACCUUUCAAUGGAGAAAUUUCCUUUUCUUAUAACGGCGGGAAAGAUUGUCAAGUGUUAUUAAUAAUAUACCUAGGAUGUCUAUGGGAAUACUACAAGACUAAUAUGAAUGGACAGGAGUUCCCCCUCAAGACUUUGAAAGCCGUUUUCAUAGACCAGGACAAGACCUUCCAGACGCUGGAACAAUUCGUUGAAUCCACAAAGAAACGAUAUUCGUUAUCGUUAUACGAAUCUGAUCGUAAUCAUACCAAGGCUUUAUCGAUGCCAGAAGCAUUUCACAAAUAUUUAGGAGAUCAACCAGAGACUAAGGCCAUUGUUGUAGGGAUUCGAUAUGCAGAUCCAUUUGCACAAGAUUUAAAACCAAUCCAAAGGACAGACGAUGGUUGGCCUGAUUUUUUAAGGUUGCAGCCAUUGCUACAUUGGAAAUUAGCAUACAUUUGGUCAUUUUUACUCUACAGCGGCGAACCAAUAUGUGGGAUCUAUAGCGUUGGGUUUUCAUCUCUAGGUGAUAUCAACCACACAUUGCCUAAUCCCUAUCUAGCCAAAACAAACGAUUUACCACUGCGCUAUCAAUGGGAAAUAACUCACGGUUGUGAAGGUGUGGUGAAUUGCUCGCCAUUGUCGUCGCAAGACUCUCAUUUCCAAAAUAAUGAGUACUUGCCCGGAUGGUAUUUGUUGGAUGAUUCACUAGAAAGAUGUGGCAGAAUUAAAAAGAAUAAAACUUAG
Zygosaccharomyces rouxii is the source of this 885-nucleotide messenger RNA. RefSeq names its product FMN adenylyltransferase (gene FAD1). Bases 1 to 885 code for a protein of 294 amino acids. The transcript has a single exon. Gene Ontology annotation, biological process: FAD biosynthetic process. The record is from RefSeq and is a predicted model, not a curated record. Gene Ontology annotation, molecular function: FMN adenylyltransferase activity. Lineage: Eukaryota; Fungi; Ascomycota; Saccharomycetes; Saccharomycetales; Saccharomycetaceae.